Aphanomyces invadans is the source of this 2376-nucleotide messenger RNA. RefSeq lists its product as hypothetical. NCBI's taxonomy places the organism in Eukaryota, Oomycota, Saprolegniomycetes, Saprolegniales, Verrucalvaceae. The record is from RefSeq and is a predicted model, not a curated record. Gene Ontology annotation, molecular function: oxidoreductase activity. The transcript is spliced from 2 exons. Gene Ontology annotation, cellular component: plasma membrane. Bases 129 to 2258 code for a protein of 709 amino acids.
GAAAAGUGGGCGGCUAAUCGACAUUGCGCUCCACUGGCGCACUUCAUUGACAGGAAACUGCUGUCCCGGGCGAAAUUUUCAGUCGAUGCGGUAAGAGGCAUUGUGGAAUUUGCAGAGUCUGGUUCACCAUGCAAGACUCAACGUUUUGCCCUCUCAACACUCCCAAGGUCAACUCGAUCGAAACUGACUCGGCCCCUGAGAUAUCAACGAAGAUUGUGGCCAAGACGCACUUUGGGUGGGUCCUCGGACACUGGUUUGUUGGUCUGUGCCUCUUCAUGGCGACGUGGACGCCGUUCAUGUACUUUCUCCCGUUCUACACUGAUAAAAUCUCGAACCCUAUUACCAUCUGGUGGGGAGGCGAUCCCAAAGUGCGCAGCAGUGGCCACAGAGAGAUGGUGAGGCCCACCUUCUUCUUUCUUGGCAUGGUUCUCCCCGUCCUCGUCGGAGCAGUCGUGUUUGCCAUCAUCCGAACCAAGUCCCCCAUCGUCGUCCCACCCUUUUCCCAUUUAUUACAUCGCAAGCCCCUGGUAUUUCGCGGUCUUAUCAGCUACGGCGAGAUUCUCUUCCUCAUUAUCGUGCUCGGCGGCAACGCUAUCAUUUUCUACUUCCGAUGGGCUAGACGGUACAAGCCGGGCAAGAGUACGAACUUGAACAUCCUUUCCAUCAUUGGAACCACCUUGGGGUUCAACGGUCUUUUCAACAUGACGUUUUUGGCGUUGCCCGCAUCUCGCCAUUGCUUUUGGAUGGAAUGGCUAAACAUCCCGUACGCCCAUGGUGUCAAGUACCAUCGCUGGCUCGGUGUCGUUACGAUUGUCAUGAUCGCUGGCCACACUGUGGUCUACUUUGUCGUGUACGGCAUCCGCAACGAGCUACAUGACCUCCUUCCAUGCUUUGACUGCAACGUGGCCAAGGAAGGGUUCGACAACUGGAUGAACUUUUUCGGGAUCCUGUCCUUCCUCGCCAUGGCCAUCAUGGGCGCCACUUCGCUGCCGUUCGUUCGCCGCAAGUACUACAACGUGUUCUACACGACGCACUUCCUCUUUAUCCCUGCCACUAUCUUUGCUGUCCUCCACUGGGGGCCCAUCCUUUACUGGCUCUACGCCACCAUUGUGCUUUACCUGGUCAACCGCAUGUUCUCGUCCGCGUCCAUUUCGGCGCCUGUCACGAUCGAGCGCGCCAUCGCCAUGCCUGCCGAGGUCGUCGAACUCACACUGCACUGCACGACGGGGUACAGUCCCGGCGACGUCGUCUGGCUCAAAGUCCCCGCUCUGUCCAACACCCAGUGGCACCCCAUCAGUGUCGCAUCUACUCCGCUGCAAGCACCGGGCCUCCUCACUGUCUACGUAAAAUGCCUCGGCAGGUGGUCUAACGGCCUGUACCACUACGUUCGCUACUGCCACUCCGUUGGUCUCCCGCCGGUGGUGUACAUGGACGGAGGGUACACGUCGGCGGCGCCGAUCUCGUCGUCGUACUCUGACGUUGUGUUUGUUGGUGGAGGCAUCGGGGUAACCCCCCUUAUGGGCCAGCUCCUUCACAUUUUGCACACGAACCCUCGCCAAACGGUGUGGCUAAUUUGGCACGUUCGGCGAUCGGCGAUGCUGCUUCAGUUCCAAGCGUGGUUGCGCGAGAUGGAAGCGUUGAGCGAAGCGAAUGGCGGUCGCGUACACCUCCGCUUGCAUGUGACACAGGAGCACACAACGUCUCUGAAUGUGGAAGACGACGAUGGAAUCGGCGGCGUCGCGACCUUUGACGCCACCUCAACCGUCGCCAACGUCGAGUCUCGUCCGUAUGCACACUUGAACACAACCAAGCGAAUGUGGAUCUUGCUGCUUGCGUUUGCCUUCAGUGGGAGUCUCGCGGUGCUUCUCUUGUACGGUAACAAGAUCUCUGCCAUCAACCGCAGCUACUGGCCGCUGCAGCGCCUUGCCGAAUUUUGCGUGGUCGUCGCUGGGAGCUACAUGGCGUACAUUGUCACGUACGUCGCCAAGACACAGUCUCCAAUCCCCGUUGCCAACCAAGUGGAUGGUGCCCCCAAGCUCGGCAAGGAACUCGACACACCUGCGUUUGUGGCACACUACAACGUGCAGUUUGAACGCGCGAAUUGGGCAGAGGUGUUUGCUGAGAUCGAAGCGCAAACGGCCAAGGACGCCGUUGUCGGGGUGUACAUCUCCGGUCCAAAGGCCCUCGUCCGAGCUGUGGACGGUCAAAUCCAAGGUCAAGCAAAGUUCCACGUCCACAACGAAGAGUUUGACAUGUAAAAAAGACGAUGUAAAGUGUCCAUGAAUGUCCAAGUCAUGAUGUGUGUUUGGAUCGUUCCUCAUCUGCACGCGCUACCUCGAUAACGCGUUGCACUUCAUGGGCACGAUGUCGGUGGCA